Gossypium raimondii (Peruvian cotton) is the source of this 1378-nucleotide messenger RNA. Its product is annotated as cyclic dof factor 1. NCBI's taxonomy places the organism in Eukaryota, Viridiplantae, Streptophyta, Magnoliopsida, Malvales, Malvaceae. Gene Ontology annotation, biological process: regulation of DNA-templated transcription. The transcript has 2 exons. The coding region runs from base 237 to 1091 and encodes 284 amino acids. Gene Ontology annotation, molecular function: DNA binding; DNA-binding transcription factor activity. The record is from RefSeq and is a predicted model, not a curated record.
UAACUCCACCAAAUUUGUGGCUCUUAAUUGUUCCCCUCUCUUGCUUAUGUGGCAUUCCUUCCCCACCCCAAAUCUCACUCACUGCUCCCAUUCCCUCCAUUAAAAUCACCAAAACAUACAGCUUGUCAGUGCCAGGGAUCCACAGUUUUUAAUCAUUUAUACCACUGGUAAUGAUUUUCUGAAAAAAACAUAGAUAAAGUGAAAGAAGCCUUUGCUGUACUACACAGAAGAAGAUCAUGUCUAAUGAUCACUCUUGUGCUGCUAUAAAGCUGUUUGGCAAGAUGAUUCCAUUGCUGCCAUUAAACCAGGAUGAAGCUUUAGCUGCUAGAGAUGACUGCUGUGAUACAAAUCUCCAUUCUUCAUCUAUUUCUUUAGCUUCCAUGGUGGACCAGGAAUCAAUGGAGAACGGAUUCCACAAGGAUAAACAUGAAAAGACGAGAUCAGAAGAUAUAAAAGAUGACUCCGAAGCUUCAUCCCUACGAAGCUCUAAGAAUGGUGAAACAACAUGUUCACAACAAGACAAGACAAUGAAGAAGCCUGAUAAGAUGCUCCCAUGUCCACGAUGUAAUAGCAAGGCAACCAAGUUUUGUUACUUUAACAAUUACAACGUCAACCAACCUCGUCAUUUCUGCAAAAACUGUCAGAGAUAUUGGACUGCUGGAGGCACCAUGAGGAACGUCCCGGUCGGCGCCGGUCGUCGCAAAACAAAGGCCUCUUCUUCUCUGCACUUCAAUCAUCAAUGGUUUCCUUCUAAAGUAGCAUGUUUUUCAAGGCCUUUUCCAUGGGAUGUUCCAAUGGCAAGCUAUAAUAUUCCAGUUUCUCCAACAGUACUGGGGAAACAUUCAAGGGAUGAACCCAACAUGGAUUCAACAACUUUGAGAAUAAUAGAUGAUGAUGGUGAGACCAACAAAAGCUCAUUGUUGGCAACACCGAUUAUGAAAACCAAGAACACCAAUUCGGGAGGUUUAUUCAAUGGCUUACAAGCAAAAGGCAACGAUGAAAGAAAUUACAGAUCUGUAGAAACAUUCUCUGUGUUGAGGGCUAACCCGGCAGCAUUGUCUCGAUCACUCAACUUUCAUGAAAAAACAUGAAAAAAAAUAUUAUGUCAGCAAUUGAUGGAUCUAGUGCUUUUUUGCCUAGCUUGACCAAAAAUGAUCAACCAUGUCAUGUACAUAAAUUUUCUUUUUUGGUUGCUGUAAAAUUGUCCUAAAUUAUUCAGUUUUUCAUUUAUGCCCUUUCCAUCUUUUGCUGCUAUAGGAUAAGAAAAUAGCAGCAAAUCAUGGAUUCUGCUAUAAAUUGUGAGGAAAAUCAGAAAAUGGGUGCCUAAAGUUGCAGUAGUUGAUCAAUGGGAAGACAAGGACACCUCAAAGUUAGUCAA